Molecule: messenger RNA, 2973 nt
Organism: Debaryomyces hansenii CBS767
Lineage: Eukaryota; Fungi; Ascomycota; Pichiomycetes; Serinales; Debaryomycetaceae
Gene: MCD4
Product: mannose-ethanolamine phosphotransferase
Exons: 1
Coding region: 1-2973 (990 amino acids)
Biological process (GO): GPI anchor biosynthetic process
Cellular component (GO): endoplasmic reticulum membrane
Molecular function (GO): mannose-ethanolamine phosphotransferase activity
Source: RefSeq, a predicted model, not a curated record
AUGAACAAGAAUCGUCAAUUGCUAUUGUUUAUAGGAUUGGCUUUCCAUUUCUUCUAUUUAUGGUCUAUCUUCGAUAUCUAUUUUGUCCUGCCAUUGGUUCAUGGUAUGGACAAUCACAAAUCGACUGAUACUCCACCAGCAAAGAGAUUAUUCUUAAUUGUCGGUGACGGAUUAAGAGCUGAUAAGACAUUUCAGAAGUUAAAGCACCCUAGAACAGGAGAAACUAAAUAUUUAGCUCCGUACUUGAGAAGUUUGGCGUUGAACGAAGGAACAUGGGGCAUAUCUAAUACAAGAAUGCCGACAGAAUCGAGACCGGGACACGUUGCGAUGAUUGCAGGGUUUUACGAAGAUGUUUCUGCUGUGACUAAAGGUUGGAAAGAGAAUCCUGUUGAUUUCGACUCAUUUUUCAAUCAAUCAACCCACACAUAUUCUUUCGGGUCCCCAGAUAUUUUGCCAAUGUUUGCGUACGGUGAUAAUGUGGUUCCUGGAAGAAUUGAUACGUGCAUGUAUGGCCAUGAAUUUGAAGACUUCACUCAAAGUUCGAUUGAAUUGGACUCCUUCGUGUUUAACCAUUUUAAUGAACUCAUGGAAGACCUGGCUACAAACAAGACAUUACAUGAUGAAUUACAUCAACAAGGUAACGUUUUCUUCUUACAUUUGUUGGGACCAGAUACUGCUGGACAUGCUUACCGUCCUUAUUCUGCUGAAUACUACGAUAAUAUUGAAUAUAUCGAUGAAGAGUUAUCAAAAUUGAUUCCACAGAUCCACGAAUUCUUUGGUGAUGAAGAAUCGGCUUUUGUUUUCACGGCUGAUCAUGGUAUGUCUGAUUUUGGUUCGCAUGGGGACGGACAUCCAGAUAAUACGAGAACUCCUUUGAUUGCAUGGGGUGCUGGGAUUAACAAACCAAAAUUACUUCGUGACACGCCCGAUGCAGCACUUUUAUCCACACCUCAAGACCCUGUUGCUAGUGGAUAUGAAGCCAACUACUUUGAUACUUGGAAACUUGACCAUUUAGUAAGAAACGACGUUAAUCAGGCUGAUAUUGCUUCGUUAAUGGCAUAUUUAAUUGGUGCAAAUUAUCCUGCUAACUCUGUUGGUGAAUUACCGUUAGACUAUAUCAAUGCUGAGUCUAUAACUAAGAUUAAAGCUUUAUACGCUAAUUCUUUGGCUAUUGUGGAGCAAUAUCUUGUUAAAGAAAGUGAAGUUUAUAAUCAUCAGUUUUCAUUUAAACCUUACGAUCCAUUCAAACAAAGGAGUAUUGCAGAAUACAAGACCCAAAUUGAAACAUUAAUCACUUUAUUAGAAUAUGGUGAUCUCAGGGAAUAUGACCAAAAGCUUAAAGAAGCUGCAGCCGUCGAUUUAUCUGAAGAAUUACUGAAACAUGCAUUAAACGGCUUAAACUAUUUACAAACUUAUAACUGGGCUUUAUUAAGAUCCAUUGUAACAUUGGGUUUCUUUGGCUGGAUCAUCUAUUCGUUUAUUAUUUUCUUGAAAUUAUUUAUCCUUACUAACAGAUCCAUCCUCGAAACUAAGUUUUCGCCUGCCUUGGCUGGUUUCUUUGGCUUUUUGGCUAUAUCUAUUAACUACGUGUUAUAUUACCAAAAUUCACCAUUCAACUACUAUAUGUAUGCUGCCUUCCCAUUAUACUUUUGGUACACCAUACUUAAUGAAACUGCAAAUUUGAUAGAAGGUCUAAAUCAAUUUUUACAUGGUAUUUCAGUGCCCACUAAAUUAUUUGUAUUGGUAUCAUUUAUUGGAAUGUAUGAAGGAAUUGUUUACGGGUUUUUUGAAAGAUUUGUGUUUUCGAUCAUCUUUGUAUUAAUUGGUUUAUAUCCUUUCUUUUUAAGAUCCAGAAAAAUUAGAUUUUUGCAAAAGCUUUUAUGGUUAUCAAGUUGUGCGUCGAUGUGCGUUUUCACAAACUUGGAUCCAGUUAAAGUUGAGAGCUUAACUCAAAUCAAUGUUGGAGCAGCGGCUGCUGUCGUAGCAAGUAUAUUUGGUGCUAGAAAGGUGUUUGAAAGGUCGAUCGAUAACUAUAACAAGACUUUGGUUUGUCUUCAAAUAUUUGUCAUCCUUAUCAUGUUAUAUCCUACAAACGUCUCUGUUAUGUCAUUACAAGCUAGAGAAGGAUUACCUGCUCAUUCUCAGAUAAUCGGCUGGGUAACAUUUGUUGUAUCAUUAUUUGUGUUACCAGUCUUGUAUUCUUUAAAUCCAUCCGCAGAUUACCAACUUAGAUUAUUGAGUAUUUUCUUAACAUUUGUCCCAACAUUCAUUAUUUUAACCAUCUCUUUCGAGUUGUUGUUUUACGUGGGAUAUUCGUUGGUCUUGCUUCAGUGGUUAAAUAUUGAACAAUCAUUAAAGUUCUCUACUAGAAAAAUACAAAAGUCCCGUAAACUCGGGUUGGUCCCAAAGGGGUACUGGUUACAAGUUAUUCGAAUUACAAUCAUCGGGUUCUUUUUCUUGCAAUUUGCAUUCUUCGGAACCGGUAAUGUGGCCUCCAUUUCAUCGUUCUCGUUGGAUUCGGUCUACAGAUUGAUUCCAAUCUUUGACCCUUUCCCAAUGGGUGCAUUAUUGAUGUUGAAAUUAAUAAUCCCAUACAUCCUACUUUCCACCUGUCUCGGUAUAAUGAAUUAUAGGUUGGAAAUAAGAAAAUUCACCAUUUCCACCUUAAUUAUUUCAACGAGUGAUUUCUUGUCGUUAAAUUUCUUCUUCUUAGUAAGAACUGAAGGUUCCUGGUUAGAUAUUGGUGUAAGUAUAUCCAACUAUUGUUUGGCUAUACUUUCUUCUUUAUUUAUGUUGAUUUUAGAAUUGGUUAGUUCGAUUUUAUUAAGAGGUGUGGAACUUGAUUCAGAAGCUGAUGAAGAAGCUGAUCAUGACGGUGCUUCUAUAGAUGAAGCGAACAUUUCUGAACCUGAAGACAUCCAAUCGGAUGCUCCUAUAAGUGCAAGAGUUAGACGUAGAACUAGAAAGGCUUAA